This is a messenger RNA of Hyalella azteca, 3144 nucleotides long. RefSeq lists its product as uncharacterized. The transcript has 11 exons. The record is from RefSeq and is a predicted model, not a curated record. Gene Ontology annotation, molecular function: methylthioribulose 1-phosphate dehydratase activity; metal ion binding. NCBI's taxonomy places the organism in Eukaryota, Metazoa, Arthropoda, Malacostraca, Amphipoda, Hyalellidae. Bases 57 to 2405 code for a protein of 782 amino acids. Gene Ontology annotation, cellular component: cytoplasm.
UCUUUUAUCCCUUUCUCUGUUCUAUAGGUUCCUUCCCCUAACAGAUUCAACCUGCCAUGGCUCCCAUAAAAUUGUAUAAUGCAUCACGCACAUAUCAAACAGAAUGGGAGACACAGUUUCCAUGGCUUAGAAAAGCUUCAGAUGGAUCUGAAAGGGGUUUUUGUACAUUGUGUCAUGUUAUUAUUACUCCCUAUAAAGCAAGCUUUGUCCGGCAUGAGAAAACUAGUUUUCACUUGUCCAGUGACCAGAACCUUGCUGUAGAGCCAACUGAACAUGCCUCUCUAAGUUAUGGAGCCCUUCCUGAAACUCUGUCAAAGAAAAGUAUAAGCAAAGCAAGACAAUUGAAAGCUGGUGUUCUGGAUGAAAAAUCAGAAAAUGAUUACCUUCAGUUUGAAGUAACUUCAGGUAAUCAGUCAACAUCAAAGAAAAUCAAACUGUCACCUAAUUCUGCUUCCAAAAGUUCCUUCUCUCAACUGAUGCAACCUGCCAAGGCUCCCAAAAAAUCGUAUGAAGCAACACGCAGAUAUCGAACAGAAUGGGAGACCCAGUUUCCAUGGCUUCAGAAGGCCCCAGAUGGAUCUGAAAUGGCUUAUUGCAAGUUGUGUCAUAUUGUCAUUAGACAACACAAAGGAUGCUUGGUCCAGCAUGAAAAAAGUAAUUUUCACUUGUCCAGAGAUGGGAAUCUUAAUGUAGAGCAAACCAAAGUUCCCAUCCAAAGUUGUGCAGCCCUUCCUGAAGCCCCUUUGCAGACAAGGAAAAACAAAGCAAGGCAUUUGAAGGCUGGUGGGCCAGAAGAAAAAUCAAAAGAGUACAUUGAGAUCGAAUGGACUUCGGUUGAUCAAUCAUCACCAAAGAAAACCAAAUUGUUACUUGAUUGCAAUUCCCAAAGUUCCCCCAAACUGAUCCAAGCUGCCGUGACUCCCAAAAAAUCGUAUGAUGCAACACGCAGAUAUCGAACACAAUGGGAGACCCAGUUUCCAUGGCUUGAGAAGGCCUCUGAUGGAUCUGAAAGUGCUUUUUGCAAGUUGUGUCAUCUUAUCCUUAGACCCCACAAAGGAUGCUUGGUCCAGCAUGAAAAAAGUGAUUCUCACCGCGCGAGAGGAUGGAACCUUGAUGUUGAGCAAACCAAACUUCCCAUCCAAAGUUGUGCAGCCCUCCCUGAAACCCCAUCACAGACAAGUAAAAACAAAGAGCGGCAUUUGAAGGUUGGCGGGCCAGAAGAAAAAUCAAAAGAGUACAUUGAGAUCGAAUGGACUUCAGUUGAUCAAUCACCACCAAAGAAAACCAAAUUGUUACUUGAUUGCGAUUCCCAAAGUUCCCCCCAAAUGAUCCAAACUGCCAUGGCUUCGAAAAAAUCAUAUGAUGCAUCACGCAGAUAUCGAACAAAAUGGGAGACCCAGUUUCCGUGGCUUAAGAAGGCCUCCGAUGGAUCUGAAAGGGCUUAUUGCAAGUUGUGUCAUGUUAUCAUUAGACCCCACAAAGGAUGCUUGGUCCAGCAUGAAAAAAGUGAUUCUCACCGCGCGAGAGGAUGGAACCUUAAGGUAGAGCAAACUAAACUUCCCAACCAAGGUUGUACAGCCCUUCCAGAAACCCCAUCACAGUCAAGGAAAAACAUUCAAAUUGGAUUGACUUCAGUUGAUCAGUCACCAUUAAAAAAAACCAAACUGUUAUAUAAUGGCAAUUCCAUAAAUGGCAGUGAAGAUUUUGGGACUUGUUUUGGAGAAUUUGCUGCAACUCUUGAUUGUAUGGAGACUCGUGAGCUGAUCUGUGAACUCUGCCGCUUGUUUUACUCACUAGGCUGGGUGACAGGCACUGGUGGAGGCAUCUCAAUCAAGGACAAAGAUGGUGGCAUCUUAGUGGCGCCUUCAAGGGUACAGAAGGAGCGGAUCAAGCCAGAAGAUCUCUUCAAGCUGGACUCUGAUGGCCAAAUCUUGUCUUCUCCCAGCAAUGCUUCACUCAAGCUGUCUCAGUGCACCCCUCUCUUCAUGCUUGCAUACAAAUUACUGGGAGUUGGGGCUGUUCUGCACUCACACUCCAAGAAUGCUGUCCUGGCCACGCUCAUUUACGGAAAAGAGUUCAGGGUCACGCAUCUUGAGAUGAUAAAGGGCAUUCAAGAUGGCGUGACCAAGAAGGCGCUGAGGUACGAUGACGAGCUCGUUGUUCCCAUCAUCGACAACACGCCUUUUGAAAAAGACCUCGUCACGUCCAUGGAGCAGGCAAUGAAUGCGUAUCCAAGUUCUCAAGCAGUGCUGGUGCGGAGACAUGGCGUUUACGUCUGGGGCGACACGUGGCAGCAGGCAAAGUCCAUGGCGGAGUGCUUCGACUAUCUCUUCGAGGUGGCCGUGGACAUGAAGAGACUCCACAUGGAUGCGGCAGCCAAACCCUCGCUCCACGAGAACCUAUGAAAACUUAGGGCGUUUUCUGUUAUAGUUUCUAAUUUGAAUUGGGCUGCUAUAAACUGUCUACACUUUGUUGAACUGCUUCUAUAAAUGUUUAAAUUAUCAAUAUCUGAUUCAUGAGCUGUGUUUGUGCCUGGAUUGUCCGAUAAUGAAUACGUACCAUUUAUGAAUUGUGUAUGUAUACGCGGGCAUGCAAGAAUUUCCGUGGAUAUUCAUUCAUUUGUUAUUGAAUUUUUUCAUUCUUUCCGACUUGCAUUUCUUCUUGUACGUUCUUGGCAAACUGAAACUUGCCAUGCUGGUGCUAUUAGUGGAGUCGGUGCCAUAAUUGUAAUAUAGAAUUUAAUCCGCUGAAAUUGGAUGCAAAUAAUUUCAGCAUUUAACCUUCAUUUUGUUGAAGCGUUUGUCGCAUUUUCAGAUUUUUGUGUUCAAAAACUGAGCAAUUUGGUUAAAUUUUCUGCCAAAUACUGAUAAAAUUUUGUAGAGAGGCUCAUUUACGUAUUUUUUUGUACAAUCAAUUUUGUCAGAUAUUGAAUCUUGAAAUUUGGGAUUGCUUCAAAUCUCUCCAGUUGUUUCUCAUUAGUUAAGUGUUUUACAUGUUAUAGUUGGAUGGAUUUUUUACCGUGCGCUCUGAAAUAAUAUGCAUUUUUUUACGUUUGCAAUGUUAAGUUCAACUCACUUUCAGCAAUAAAUGUUAGCAAUCAUUCUGCUAGUUCCUAAUUCUGUUUACAAUACAGUGUGAUUCGUA